Acaromyces ingoldii is the source of this 1288-nucleotide messenger RNA. RefSeq lists its product as hypothetical. The transcript is spliced from 2 exons. The record is from RefSeq and is a predicted model, not a curated record. Gene Ontology annotation, molecular function: ditrans,polycis-polyprenyl diphosphate synthase [(2E,6E)-farnesyl diphosphate specific] activity. Lineage: Eukaryota; Fungi; Basidiomycota; Exobasidiomycetes; Exobasidiales; Cryptobasidiaceae. The coding region runs from base 62 to 1231 and encodes 389 amino acids. Gene Ontology annotation, cellular component: endoplasmic reticulum membrane; dehydrodolichyl diphosphate synthase complex.
CUCCUCAGUCUGCCAGCUUCACGACGCACACGGCUGGGAAAGGCACGAGAUACAGCAAGCGAUGCCGCCGUUGUCGCGGGGCCGCCGCGCCGUCGAGGAUGCAGAGUACGACGAGGACAGGAACGAGAGCGAAAGCAGGAGCAGGAGCAGGAGCAGGAGCGGCCUGGGCGCCGACCCGCUGAGCAGAGGCAUCGAGCUCGCCCUCGUCCGUCCGCUCGUCUUUCUCCUCUUUGUGCUCCUCCACGCGCUGUAUGCGCUUGGCAUCCUCGUCGUGCGGGCCACUCGCGUCGUCCGGGCGCUCCUCUCGGUCGCGGCGACGACGAGCGACGACGCGCAGCCGACGGAUGGAGAGGCGCUGGCGCUGUGGAGGCUCGCUCGGCACCGAGAAGCUGCCGCUGCGCGAACCACGAAAGCGACAAAGGUCGGCGGCGGCGGCGGCGGCGGCGGUGGCGGCACCAAGAGGUGCGCGAUGGUGCCAAGGCACAUUGGCGUCAGCGUCGAGGCGCCCCCGGCGAUGCGGACGCGGAGCCUCGUGGCCAGGUAUGCCCUGGGGCUCCUUCUUGGCCGCGAGAUUGUCGUGGGCCCGCCUGAUCGAGAAAAAGAGAGCAGGAGGAGGGACGCGUUCUUGAAGGAGUCGGUCCAGGUCGCGAUUCGGUGCGCAGCAGUGGUGGGGACGGACGAGGUCAGUGUGUUUGACAAGGAGGGCCGCUUGCAAGAGAUGGCUCGCAGGGGAGAAUUGGACGAUGAAGCGAUUGCCAUUGGAGACGAGAGCGACGAGACGGAGGUCCGACUGCACUUUUGCUGGCCUGAAUACGAAAGAAGGGCAAGCGAGCUUGGAAACGGGCACGGGCAUGCCAACGGCAAGGCAGAACAGCAGGAGCGAACGGUGCGGGUCAACGUGCUCGGACCCCAAGACUCAAAGGAGGCGCUAGCAAGCGUCGCAACAAUUCUCGGCAAGCAGGACAAGAUCAAGGAGGAAAAAGCGCCCCUCAGCGUGAGGGCCAUCGACGAGAUUCUUCAAGCGCAUGGAUACCCAAGGGAGCCCGAUCUCCUCAUCCUCCACGGCGGACCCCGCUACGUGCGCUGCCUACACAGCUUCCCUCCGUGGCUUGUCCGGCUGUGUGAGAUCUCCUACGACGAGAGUGCCAGUCCCUACAAGCCACUGAGCGCAAAAUCAUUUGAGAUUGCGCUCCAGCGCUUCAACAUGGCGGAGCAGCGCUUUGGAAAGUGAUGGCUUCCUCUGUCCUAUCCUGUAGUAGUAGUAGUAUUACAUCGCAAAAGCUAGUCG